Messenger RNA from Paraphaeosphaeria sporulosa, 3661 nucleotides. RefSeq names its product drug resistance protein MdrA. Gene Ontology annotation, cellular component: replication fork protection complex. Gene Ontology annotation, molecular function: DNA binding. The coding region runs from base 23 to 3556 and encodes 1177 amino acids. NCBI's taxonomy places the organism in Eukaryota, Fungi, Ascomycota, Dothideomycetes, Pleosporales, Didymosphaeriaceae. Gene Ontology annotation, biological process: DNA repair; replication fork arrest; DNA replication checkpoint signaling. The record is from RefSeq and is a predicted model, not a curated record. The transcript has 4 exons.
GAUUGCGACCUCAACCACACCAAUGGCCCAACAAACGACUCUGGAUGAGUGGGCGAAGGAUCCCGUGGAUCCUGAGAUCCGUGCUCAUGUUUACAGUCUUAUCACCGCUCUCGGUGGUACUGGCGACGACGGCACUUACUCCUUCGGAGACGACGCCCUUCUCUGUCUGAAGGACCUACGCAAGUGGCUCAAGUUCGCCGACGGACAAUUAAACCGCCGCGAUGUGGCACGAUGCAUGGCCGAGGCGAACCUAGUGAAAGGAGACCUACUAGAGAUCCUUGCGAAGGUGUCCCCAAAGGUGACGGAUGAUCGUCUGAAGCAUAAGCUCGCUGUUGCGACAUUGGAACUUCUUGUACCUUUGACCUGGCCGUUCGAGAUCGACCCCGUCGAAGCGACCGUAAACCACCACCGCCAUGGACCGUAUAUCCAACUCGCACAGAUCGCCUACAAACGUGCAAUCCUGCAGUAUGAUCGUACACACAUCCUCCAGACCGCUGUUCGCAUCGCUCUCCCUUCCAUGGCCAUUCCCCUACGCGAACGAACACCUCGAGACGAUGGCAUCAUCCGCAUCGCUUUAUACUUUAUCCGAAACGUAGUUAUGCUUUCACCCCCCAAAAGCGUACCAAUAGACAUAGAUGAGGCGGAGGUAUCCAGGUCAGCUGUGAUUGAUGCCUUUCAGCAACAGGACAUCUUCCAGGUCAUUCUCAGCGUCGCCUCGAGCAUCGGAGAGGACUUCGUUUCGCAAGAUGUUAUUGUACUAGAGAUCCUGUUCUAUUUGCUCAAAGGCAUUGACGCGGAGAAAUUGUUCAUGGAAGAAAAGAAACUUAGGAGCAAAAACACCGAUGAGCUCAAGAGUUUAAUCCAAAAAGAGAAGUCAAUGCUGGCUGGGUACGCGCGACAUGCUCCGUCACGGCACAACAGAUUCGGCACUAUGAUUUGGCUCAAGCGUGGGGACGACGAGCAGGUAUCAACGAUUUCUGGACAAGAUGUGCUCGGUAAAGCACAAAAGAGUAUGCAGAAGAUGGAUAUGACAAAAAAGUGGAAUAAACCGAAGCGCCCAGGACGAAAAACGGAUGGUGAACAGGAGCGCGAGGAAUUCGACCUACCAGUUGCCCUCACCUCUUCCGCACAGAAGCACAUCAAAACGUUUGUUGAGGAGUUUCUCGACUCUUCGUUCAAUCCGCUUUUCCUCCAUCUCAGGAAAGCAAUCGAACGAGAAACCGAACGAGUAGAGGAUCGCCAUUCACGGCAGUUCUUCUACCUUGUAUCGUGGUUCCUGCAAGCGGAGUGUGCCCGUCGGCGUACUAUGAAGGAGAAGGCAGCUGACUCAAAGAGCAAGCAAGUUCUCAGUGCCGAAGACGAAAGCUAUGGUCUAGUGGCAGAGGUGAUGAAUCAAGAGACGUUCAUCCUGAUGAACCGUUUCAUGCAGAAGAGUGAAGAUGAGAAAGCAUGGCAAGAUCUCAACGCCGGCAUGAAGUGCUUCACGCAGGUUCUGCUUACAGUACAGGAGAUGUCUGACUCGGCAGUAGAGGAUGACCAAGAAAUCGCCGAGAACAUACAGAAUCGAAUUUUCUACGAGGAGUCGACGCAUGACCGGAUAGUCCACACUCUGCGAUCGUAUAAAGACCAGGGUUUCGGGUAUCUUGAUGCGGUUACUGAGCUUUCUCACGUUUUUUUGCGCAUGCUGGAACGCUAUUCGAAGCAAAAUGUGGAUAUGCAAGUUCGGUCGAAACGGCGCGCUCGAACGAUUCGUAAGAAGCAAGCCGAAGCCCAGGGAGAAGAUGGUGAACCAGAGGGCCACGUCUCGGAAAGGGAAGACCUCGAGGCAGCACAAAAAACAGUAUCGGAGCGUAAAUUUGACUUCUCUCGCUUUGCGGCCAAGUUCAUCAAUCAAAGCAGCGUCAACACGUUCAUUGCGUUUUUAAAAUAUUACAACGAACUCGAUCUGGACCAACUGAAACGGGUACACCGAUUCUUCCACAGGGUGGCCUUCAAGAUGGAACUGGGCGUCUUACUGUACCGCGUGGAUAUCCUCCAGCUAUUCAACAAGAUGAUCAAGGGCCCAGAGGGGUUAGAUUCCGACUCGCCAUCGUUCAAAGAGUGGGAGGAGUUCGUGAGACACUUCUUCCGGACCGUUGUGAAACGGAUACAGGACAGACCUGAGCUCAUUGUGGAGAUGCUCUUUAGCAAAAUUCCACAAACCAUAUUCUUCUUGGAGCACGGAUACGACCGACAGCUGCCCACAAGGACACCACGCGCCCCAGCCGAGCUUGAAGUCAAACCUGGUAUGGAAAAGCCUGAACAGAUUGGUGUCGUUGUGGGUGUACUUGUCAAUCAACAGAAAUCAGACGCUUUGCACUGGGUGCGAGACGUCUUAGCCUCAGCCGUUGAAGAGCGAAAAGCAUGGGAAGACAUGCAUGAAGCGCAGAAAGAACUAGCAGCAGUAGUAGAACCAGAUGGACAGGCUGCUAUAGAUCAAGACGAAGCAGAGGCUCCCAAGCCGCCAUCUAUACUAAUUAAGCCUGACAGCGAGGAGCGUCGCGUGGCAAUGUUCAAAGACAACAAGCUUCGUCUUCUGUUGACGCUUGUGGGCUUCACCCGCUUGGGCGCCAACGACGAUCUUGAUGCGAGCUGGGUGAUACCAUCUUAUUUGACAUCCGCAGAGCUACAACAAGCAAUCGACCUUAUCCGCAAGUAUGAGUUCGAUCCGCCAACGUACGAUGACGGCAAAGGCCCUGAGGACAUGCUUCGCAGCAAGGCCGCGGCAGCACGUCGCCCCACUCGUCGCGUGGAUUGGGACGAUGAUGAUGACGGCAUCGAUCACGAUUCUGGAGAAGAUCGCGGAGAGUAUGCCUUGGACGAGCCGACUGCAAGAAAGGCUGAUCGAAGCGGGAAGAAAGUACUCAAGGGUCGUCGAAGGGCACGCACGCCGGUUGAGCUUGAUGAUGAGGAGAAAGAAGAGAGGGCAAACGCUCGACGCCAAAAAGAAAUCGAGAAGCAGCUCAAAGUCAAAAGUACAAUGUUUGUCCACGACUCCGACGAAGAAGAUGAUCCAGAAGCGGACGCGGCAUUCUUUGCAAGGGAAGAAGCACUUCGGGCGCAAACCAAGGCAAACAUCGCCAAGUCACUAGUGUUGGGAAACACGGAGCCUGCUGCGUCAAAAAAGAGAAAGGCGGAUGGAACGACAGGAAUGGAUAGCAAGAGAAGAAAAAACCCGCCAAAGCAGAAACAGAGAGCGGGACCAUUCGACUCGGAUGAGAGCGAUGAGGAAGAGGCUGAUGACGGGUCUGAGGGUAAUCCUAGCAGCAGAGCCCAGUCAGAAGAGAGGCAGGUCAACAUGGAUGACAGUGAGGAGGAGCCUCCUGAUACGCCCCUGUCGUCCCAACUUGCCAGUGCAGCAGAACUACCGGCGAAAUCUGCUCCUAACGCGUCUGCAGAUGGCGAUGUGACAAUGGCUGAUCCGGAUGAUGAUGAUGCUGAAGACGAAGUCGUCACCGUUCGGCGGCCUUCGAGGAACACGCGGGCUGGUUUCGUCAUUGACAGUGAUUCGGAGUAGAACAUUUGCAUUGAUUUUGCAUGGCUCAGGUGGCGUUCUUAGCAUGGUAUGUGAAUUCGGAUACCCUCUAUCUCAUAGAUCAUCAAUUACGCUGUAUAUGCGACC